UGCAGCAUGCAUGUGAGCCCGUGUGAGCCAGCAGAGCCGCCUGUGUGUUUACAUGUCAGCCUAUCGGUGCUGGCGGAUUUAGCGCAUCUGGAGAGGACGGAGGCAUUUCUCAAAUGCCCCUAAGACGAGGGGGUUCUCACCGCUGCAAAUAUCCCCCCUCAUUCCCAUCUGAAUCGUCCCCGUCUGGAAUCCUGCAUCCCUGUCUCCAUGCUUUCGGGGGCAUUUUGAAUUUCCUUGGCAACAUGGAGCUGCCUGAAUUAGAAUUCUCUGCAUGACAGUCCUGGUAAGCAGUAGGAUGGUGUCUGGGGAGGCAGGAGGGCAGAGCUACUUGGUGGCAUGCUGGCAGCCCAUCCUGAUCCUGAUGCUGGGCACCGUCCUUUCUGGCUCCACCACCGGCUGCCCCUCCCGCUGCGACUGCAACGGUCAGGAGCGUUCGGUCGUGUGCCAUCGACGGAGACUGACGACGCUUCCUGAGGGUAUCCCCACUGAAACAAGGCUGCUAGACCUCAGCAAGAACCGUCUGAAAACUCUGGGGACCGAAGAGUUCAUUAAUUACCCUCAGCUGGAAGAGCUGCAACUAAACGAAAAUACAAUUUCAUCCAUUGAGCCCGGGGGUUUCAGCAACCUCAUGAACCUUCGAACUCUGGGUUUGCGCAACAACCAGCUGAAGCUCAUUCAGCUGGGGGUGUUCACGGGCCUGACCAACCUCACCCAGCUGGAUAUCAGUGAGAACAAAAUUGUCAUUCUGCUUGACUAUAUGUUCCAGGAACUGUACAACCUGAGGGCUCUGGAGGUUGGUGACAAUGACCUGGUAUUCAUAUCACCCCGAUCAUUUCAUGGCCUCAGCAACCUCGAAAGCCUCAACAUUGAGGGAUGCAAUCUGGCCUCGGUGCCGACUGAUGCUCUAAGCCAUCUGCAUAACCUGUUGUCACUUCGAUUACGUUAUCUGAACGUCACUGUCAUAAGGGAUUACUCCUUUAAAAGGCUGUAUCGGCUCAGAGUGCUGGAGAUUUCUCAUAUGCCCACCCUGGAUUCCAUGACCCCAAAGUGCUUGUUUGGGCUCAAUCUCACGUCACUCUCAAUCACAAAUUGUAAUCUUAGCGCCAUCCCAUACCAAGCCAUCAGUCACCUCAGAUAUCUCCGGUUUCUGAAUCUGUCUUUCAAUCCCAUUCAAACUGUGGAAGGCAACCAACUGUUCAAUCUGCAAAAGCUUCAGGCUUUUCAUCUGGCCGGUGGAAGAUUAGUAGCCAUUGAGCCUUACUCUUUCCGAGGACUCAACCACCUCCGUGUACUCAACGUAUCCAGCAAUAACUUGAGCACCCUGGAGGAGUCUGUCUUUCACUCGGUGGGAAACCUGGAGACCCUGGCUUUAUAUGACAACCCCCUGGCAUGUGACUGUCGCUUGCUCUGGGUCUUCCGCCGGCGGUGGAGGCUCAACUUUAACCGACAACAGCCCACGUGUGCUUCACCUGAGGUGGUGCGAGGAAAAGAGUUCAAGGACUUCCCAGACAUCCUCCCUUCUGACCAUUUCAUCUGCCAGAAAUCAAAGGUCGUGGAUUAUAAAGUUCAAGAAAGCCAUGUGGAUGAAGGAACUACCGUUUAUUUCACUUGCCAAGCUGAGGGUGAUCCGGUCCCUGUGAUCAUGUGGCUCUCCCCUAAGAAGGAAUACAUCACUAUGAAAACAGUGGGGUCCAGACUUUCUGUGUCCAACGAGGGCACGCUGGAGGUGCGUUACGCCCAAAUCCAGGACAAUGGCACCUACUUGUGCAUUGCAAGCAAUGCAGCAGGCAAUGACACCAAAGCUGCUCACCUUUUUGUGCAUAGCUACUCCCCCAAUUGGCCCCACCAGCCAAAUAAGACAUUUGCCUUCAUUUCCAACCAGCCCAGCGACGAAGGUGCUAACGUGACCCGCUCCACGGUUUCAUUUCCAUUUGAUGUGAAGACACUUAUCAUUGCAACCACCAUGGGAUUUAUCUCUUUCCUCGGAGUUGUCCUCUUCUGCCUUGUAAUAUUAUUCCUCUGGAGUAGAGGCAAAGACAGCACCAAGUCAAGUAUAGAGGUCGAAUAUGUGCCACGGAAAGAGGAAACAGAGGAGGCCAGUCCAGCUGAGGCACCCAUACAAUUCAACAUGAAAAUCAUGUGAAGCCCAAAUGGAGGUCAUGUAAGAUUACGAACUGCAGUCAGGAUGCAAACUCUCCUCGCUUCAAACAUGUACUCAGUUCAUGAGCGAUAGAAAUUGCACAGCAGCAAAUGCAUCUUGACAAUAUACCAUAGAUUUUUUUUUUUUUUACUUCAGGGACUAUAUCUUCAAAAGAAACAUGUACAAUUUCCAAUAUUACAAUUUCUGUAUAUUUGUAUUUGCAAUAUUCCAAUCGGUAUGUUAACAUGCACCCAACAACCCCAUUACUACGUGUAACCAAAUUAAGCUAAUACUUUGAAUGAAGCAUAUGGAAUUGAGUUUACACGAUAGGUGGGUUACUGUAUGGAGAAAUGUAGAGAAUAUCCUGCAGGUAUUAUCUCUAUCAGCACAAAAUAAGAGAAAGAUCUUGUUAUUGUUGUGUUGAAUUUUGCCGUCUUUUGUUUUGAUGGAUGUACAAAGCACAAAUAUCCCACCAUGAGAACCCAAACUCUGUUACCCUGAAGCGUUUUUCUUCUGUCCUAUCACAAGUAUGACAUAACUAUUAGGGUAAUUUAAAACAAAUAGAAAGUCAUAUUUUCAGAGAAAUUAAAAUGUCACAUACGAAGAUAAAUCUAUAUUUUGAUGGAUAAAAAUGUGUUACAAGAUUAUGCUAAUCAUUUUCAGAAUUAGGAAAAGAGAAAAGUUGUAUUGUUUUGAGAGUUGUUCUAUUUCCAGAAAAUGCAAUGUUUAGGAGAACUAUUGGAUCUCAAUUCUCUGAAAUUGAAGUUUCAGUAUUAAUAAUCAUUAGAGGGGUAAUUGUACCUCAUCACGCGUUGUGCAUCAGUGGGCAUUGGCCUUUUACUUUUCCCCCCAACAUCAUUAGCUUUGUUGUUUUCUCCGCCCAUUUUUGUACUGGGGUCUGCAACACACCAUUUCAAACUGCCUGUAUCGCCAUAAUUGUCAGACAAAUAACUUAAAUUUUACUGUCAUUAUCAGUUAUAGUAACUGGACUAUUUCCUUUCUCUGGAGAGAGUCAAAAUAGAAGUGUGCAUGUUAACACACUGAAUAAAAUAAAUAAUCCAGUCGUGCAGUAUGUGCUCCCUUCUGCCAACAAAGGAAGGUUUGUCAUUAAAUGUAUUGACUUGUUCAGCUAUACAUAGUUUUUCUGUACUUUAUUCUUUCCUUGUACAUUACGCGAUGGCACAAUAGAAAUGCUUUUAAUGGCUGUGGGUUAUGAACAUUUUACAAUCUAAAGAGCAGAUUAAAUAUUCAGUGAACACAUUUUUUGAUGUAUAUAAACCAAAAAAAACUGCUUUUAAGAGUGUAUAAAAGGGAACAUUUGAAGAUAAUCAUGAAAACAAUUAAUCAAAUGUAACAAAAGUUCAUUUAUUUACACAUUUGGCAGCUCGAUGAGCGUGGGCGGAGUCCUGGGGUUAUAUUGUCACCAUAGUGCAUCUCAAAAAUUGUGACAGUGUUCAUUCGUUGCCUUAAGUAACCCAUUUCCCGGCUUUCUGCUGAGCAAUGCCCAAUAUUUAUGUGUAAAAUUGUGUUCUAUGCCUCAUAAGGAUUUUAUUCUGUCUACUUAAUUUCACAGUCAAAGUCUGCUCUGAAGAUAAUGUGUUCAUUAACUCUUACAAUACUUGUUUAAAAACGGGAUGGGCGGAUGGAAAUUCUAUUAAAAUAAAUAACAUUUUA
This is a messenger RNA of Scophthalmus maximus (turbot), 3814 nucleotides long. RefSeq names its product leucine rich repeat and Ig domain containing 1b (gene lingo1b). Gene Ontology annotation, cellular component: extracellular matrix. Gene Ontology annotation, molecular function: protein binding. The coding region runs from base 272 to 2143 and encodes 623 amino acids. The transcript is spliced from 2 exons. Lineage: Eukaryota; Metazoa; Chordata; Actinopteri; Pleuronectiformes; Scophthalmidae. The record is from RefSeq and is a predicted model, not a curated record.